Molecule: messenger RNA, 6087 nt
Organism: Fundulus heteroclitus (mummichog)
Lineage: Eukaryota; Metazoa; Chordata; Actinopteri; Cyprinodontiformes; Fundulidae
Gene: zbtb45
Product: zinc finger and BTB domain containing 45
Exons: 6
Coding region: 475-2529 (684 amino acids)
Biological process (GO): regulation of cytokine production; negative regulation of transcription by RNA polymerase II; regulation of immune system process
Molecular function (GO): protein binding
Source: RefSeq, a predicted model, not a curated record
CAUUUAACGGCACCUUGAACCCGCUCAACUCUGGCGUGUUGGCGGCGCGCUCCAGACGUGAAAACGCAGGCUGCAUUAGCCGCUGGCAAGCUAACUUCACUAGUUGUGUCUGUGGGCUAAUAGUCUAGCUUGGUUAGCUUUGCUUAGAGCGUGGGAGCGAGCUCCCGUGAUACUUGUUUCCAGAUGCAGUGAAGCCGUUGGGAGCCGCCACCUGACAGCACCGCAGCCCUUCGCAUUAUCAAAGGCAGCUCCUAGUGCGCCGCGCCACACCGCGCCGCGCCACAGAAGCCGUUUGAACGCCUCCGUCGGUCUCAUGACGUUCUGAGCCGAAGCGGCCGCGUCGUGGCCUGCGCGCUGCAUCUGUUCCCCUCUCUGUCCUCCUCAUACCUCAAGCUGACGCAAAACCCGAGACACCUAACCCCCCUCCCCCACCCCCACUCCCACCCCGUGCCGAGCGAUUCUCCGCCCCCCGCCAUGGUGUCCAGCACAGAGACCGUGCACUACAUCCAUCUGCACAACUCCAGCCAGUCGGUGCUGGAGGCCCUGCGCACCCAGCGGCGCGAGGGCCUCUUCUGCGACGUGACCGUCCGGAUACACGACGCCUCCCUCAGGGCCCACGCCUGCGUCCUGGCAGCCGGCAGCCCCUUCUUCCAGGACAAGCUCCUGCUGGGCCACUCGGAGAUAUCGGUGCCGCCGCUGGUGCCUGCGGAAACGGUGAAGCAGCUGGUGGAUUUCAUGUACAGCGGCUCCCUGGUGGUGCUGCAGUCGCAGGCCCUCUGCAUCCUGACAGCUGCCAGCAUCUUGCAGAUCAAGACGGUCAUCGACGAGUGCACCCAGAUCAUCUCUCAGAGGAAGGCGGCGGCGGAGGCGGCGAGUGCAGCUGCAGCGGCGGCAGCAGCCGCCGCAGCAGCUGCGGGAACGGGAGCUGGGGGUGGGAUGCUCGGGGGGGUCCUCCCGAAGCAAGAGGAGCGUGGUAUGGGCAAAGGGAGGGAGGCCAGCAGCAGUGGGAGCUGCUCUGUUAGUAGUGCAGGCGGGGUCGGAGGCUACGCCAACUUCUCCAAUUUCAUGACCGAAUGCGGGGCUAGCUCCAUGGGCGGGGGGCUAGGCGCUGCUGGCGUUAGUGUCAGCGAGAGCGGCCCCGGCGCCAUGGAUCAAAGUAGCACUGUUAGUCUGAUGGCACUGGGGGACAUGGGGCCCAGCUCCAUGUGUGGCAGCGACGGCAUGGCCCCCGGGGCCGGUCCCGUCCUCAUGAAGCAAACCUCCAGCUGUACCCAGGAUGUGAGGUACAAGCUCCGAGACCUGCUGGCGCAGACCGCCAACGGAGCCGGCACCAGUAGCACGGGGAACCUGUCGGCGGGCUGCAGCUCGGGCGUGGGCAGCGUGGACAGCGUCGGCAGGGACAGCCUCCGCGGCAACGCGGCCGACCUCUCCGACGACCUUGUGGGGAUAGACAGAUACAGCGAAGAGGAGGACCUGGACGGGCGCGAGCGGGGAAGAGACGGAGACAGAGACAGGGGGGCGAGCCACAGCCGCAAGCAGAGGCAGCCGCUAAGACUCCAGGUGCUGGGGGGAGAGGGCGUGGUGGUUAAGGACGAAGGCGUGCAGGACUCAGACGGGGCCGUCUAUUCCUUGGAGGAUGGGAGACGACACCAAGAGCAGGAGGGUGGCCAGGACUCCAUGGCCAGCUUUGGGCAGGAUUUCUAUGACGAACAUGGAGUGUUCUCAGAGAGCUUCUGGCCUCAGAGUGAGCCUCCUCAAGCCAUGGCUUUCAACCCCAGAGGAAGGGUCAACAAGCCGUUGACUCCACCUCCAUCCUCGCAGUCCAUCAACAACCAGCUUCUUUUCCAGUACCCGGUGAGCCACUCCCAGCCUCCCCCAUUCUAUGUGGGAGGACCCAUGGGAGGGAUUGACAACAUGGCGGCAACAGAGCCCUCUCAGCAGGCUCCGCCCCCAGCACCAAUGACCCCUGUCCCCACUUCUUCAGCGUCCUCCUGUUCAGCAGGGCCCUCUCCUUCCUCGCAGGGAUCUGAGACCUCCUUUGACUGCACGCACUGUGGCAAAUCUUUACGUUCCAGGAAGAACUACAGCAAGCACAUGUUUAUCCACUCGGGUCAAAAACCUCAUCAGUGCUCCAUCUGCUGGCGCUCCUUCUCCCUUCGGGACUACCUCCUCAAACACAUGGUGGUGCAUACUGGCGUCAGGGCCUUCCAGUGCACCAUGUGCGGCAAACGCUUCACGCAGAAAAGCUCCCUCAACGUGCACAUGCGUACCCACCGUGCCGAGCGCACCUUCCAGUGCAAUGUUUGCCACCGGGCAUUCACCCACCGCACCUUGCUGGAGCGCCAUGCCUUGCAGCAUGCCCACCACACCCCCCAGAACCUAGGCCCAGGUCAGGGGCGGGGAGCCGACAUGACCUCACCUACCAAGCACAGUCCUCCAGGUAUGGGAGGAACCUCAGGUAUGGCUGGCACAGCCGCUAUGGUUGGCAGCAUGCCUAGCAUGCCCAGCCAUGGAGCUUCCUCCACUUAAAUACAGGAGGAAUAGAGAAAGGGAAAUUCAGGGGAGAGGAGGAGGAGGUUAGUUAGCUCAUUCCUCAAACCAACGCUUAACACUUGUAAUUGUUUUUUUUUAUCUUUGUUUUCUUUUCUUUAUUUGGUGGUAAGAGCGCUUACAGGCUUAUGUGUCUUUUUGUAUCAGCUUAACUCCACCUUCAGUCAGGGUUUCAGGGUUUGGGAGAGGAAGAUGUUCAGUUCCCAGAAAGUUACAUUACUAGUUGUAGCCUGACUUUUAUUUUCCUGUGUUGUGACGUGUUGCUAAGAGCAAGCUGGUAAAACCAACACGUGCAUGGACAGUGCUUCAUAAAGCAUUGGAAUAAAAACAUUAGAAUAGUGCAAAAACCCUGUUUUCAUAAAGUCCAGAGAGAUUAUAAGUUCCAUUCACCUUCAAUACAUUUUAUUCAGGGUCAGCUUUCUUUGAUCUGUUAAAAUCUAUUUUAACACCUCAAGACAAGUAGACGGGCAAAGCCGUAGUUAGAACCCUGAGAUAUCAGAUUUAGGACUUGUUGUCGGUGGGGUUUUUGUUUGUAGGUGGCGGGGUUAGCUGACAGGAAUAUAACAGGCACAAACGGGACCAGUGAUUGCUAACUGACAUGGACUGACUGUGUAGAGUGGCUGCAUAGCAUAGCAUGGGAUCAAAUAACGCAGUUAUCAUCAUUACAAUUACUGUGGUAUUUGAGUUUCAUUUAGGUAAAUGCUAUAGCUGUGGUGCGUAUGUUUGAUAUAAUAUAUGGCAUGUCUGAUUGGCAGUAUCGUACUUAUACCAGAGAAUUGCCCAAUCAAUCGGCAGCAGCCUGGCUUAGCUGGAGAGGACGUCAUGUAUGCUACAGUAUCAGCUGUAAAGAAGGGCUAUGGUGGAGUGUUUAUUUAAAUCGGCAUAUAGUUAGCCGACAUAACAAAGAAGGCAGAUAUGCAACAGUGAAACCCUGGAGCCACAGAUUUGUUUAAGCGAAGAAUGUUGGGAAUAUUCUCUCAUGUCGAAUCAAAAACACAUGAAACCUUCCAAAUAUUGUGACAUUUUGCUCCUAAUCCACUUCAGGGACUAUUACAGGUAAAUAAAGUAGAAAUAGGUCAACUGAAUACGACCGUCCUUUAAACUCCUUUCCAGUGCUAGUGCUUUGACCGAUGUUUUGCUCCGGAAACUGUCGGUAACCGCGCCAGAUCAGUUUUCUGCUUUGCUAAUCGGUGUUCACAUUUCGUGUCAUGCCAUUGCUGGUUGGUACCUUCCUACUUUCCUCAAGGAAAGUAUCCUCUGGUUCUUACUAAUCGAUGCAGGGUUGGUAUGGAGGACAUCUCAGUUUGUUCCAAAACGAUUCCGGUAGGAAAUGACCAAAAGCUUCUUGUGAGAUGGCAAAGUGACAAAAUAAGCACCACCCACCUGUACCACUAUUGCUCUACCUAUGAAAUGUGUGUAUAUAUAUAUAUAAAUGAUCAAAAAGUGACUCCUGAACUAACCGAGUUGAAGGUGAAUGGAACCUGGGAUUAUUCAGGAACAAACCAGGGUGACACAUGGUGCUUUUUAGAAAUAUAUUGAUGCAGAAUGAAAAAGUGAGACUACAGUAAAUCGUGAUGUGGGUGGGUUGGGGGAAGGGGUGGGGUGGGGGUGGGGGGGUUACACUGUAAGACGCAGCACAGCAGAGUGAAUGAAAUUCACUAUGAUCUGUCAGAAUGAUUUGUAAGAUUUUCCACAGGCGCCAGCGGUCGGCCCCGGCAUCAUAUACCUCGAACCAAGACCGAGCCUCUGAAAGCUCAGAGGGACACUAGUUUCUCUUUUAAGUUGUUAGGGGAAACAUUUCAGCAUGUUUUACACACACACCAACAAUUACCUCAGUGGUCCAAAGAAAGGCAUUAUGCUUUGCAUCUUUAAGCUACAUCAAACGAAGAAACGUGAAAAAACUAAAGCUAAAAUAGAGCCAUUUGCCUUUUCUUUCUUCUUCUUUCUGAACGCUUUGAACGUUCUUCUAUGUAAAGAUUCUUGCUUAUUAUAACACUCAGUUUGCUUGUUGCUAAUGUGAUUCUUUGGUGUAGAAAUAAGGCAGAGCAAUUAAAAUAAAAAAACUUUUUGGAGGGUUUUAAACAUGGAAAAAUCAUUGAAAAAUCUGAUUAAUAUCAGGAUUUGUGUUGAGUGUUUGGCUGUUUGUCUUCUGAGACUCUGGCUAAUAAUACAUGGGAUUGUUGCUUGAAAAAAAUAAACAAAAGCUUUUCCAACAGCACUAUAUAUAUAUUAAAAAAAAACUUUUAAAUGUUUUAGUAAAAUAAAAUUUUAAAUAAAACUGUACAAUCACCCAUAUACAUGUUUUGAGAAAGCGAAACAUGUCAUAAUGCUAGCACCACAUUAAUAUUUAUUACAAUUUGAUCUCUAUGCACAAUUAAGUUUGCACAUUGCUUAGCUCUAGAUAUCAGUGUCCCCUUGAAGUAUUCGGCCUAAGGUUGUUGCUUUUUUUCUUUUCUUUUUAAUGCAUUGAAGUUGAUCUUUAAAAGACCUGUAGUGUCCCAGCUUUUCGCUCACUCUCCCUUGAUGUUUAUUAAUGAAAACAUUUUUUGAUAUGGAGGUCAACCUUUGUAAGAGCCCUCUAACUGACAUUUAUGUGGAUAUCCUCAACAAAUGACAGACUUUGUGCUUGACAACUUUGCAAGCAAUGAAAUAUCUUUUAAAAUAUUCCCUUUAAUUAAGAUUUUUCUGUAAAAGUGAAUCCAUCAAAGACCAAUCUGGAUUAUUUUUUUUUCUGCUUGGACUUCACUCUAAACAUUGAUAUUUAAUGUCCCACUCAGACAUGGAAGAAUGCUGCUUACUUACUCAGAGUAGAACUGGCAGUAUGAAUUCAGUGGCUUCUGAACACUGUAAACCUAAACUGCAGGUUCACUUUGGUUCUCCAGUCUUCUGUAUUUGAAAGACAGAAUGGAAAAACAAACAAACAAAAAAAAGGGUUUGGAGAAGCUGGACUGAAAUUCUUUUUAUUUGCCGUUCUGUAUAAGCUAUAUAUGUACAUAUAUAUAUAAAUAUCUACAUUUGAAGCACAUUUUAAGCCAAACUUUUGGUGCUUUUUUAGAAACAUUUACCUCAUUUGCCAGUUGCCAACACCACACUGUGGUCAGGGUUCAGUAAAUAAGCAGUGUUAAGCUGUUUCACAGGUUUGAUCUAUCCUCAGCAGUGGCUGUGCUUUUGUUGCAUUGUGUCUGUGGGGGGAACCUUGUACAGUAGUGUAAUAUGUGUGCUUUGAAGCCAUGUCAGCGCAUUGUAACGUAGUGUAUUAUGCUUUUUUUUCUGUAUUCUGCUUUGUUGAGAGGGAUGACAAUUGUUUUUCUACAUCAAUAAUUCUUUUGCAGAGGUGAAAUGUCAGAAAGUCAUUUUAUAAAGAAAAAAGGAAAAAAAAAACUGUCAUCUUACCGCUACAUCUUUAUGUAUAAAAGGACUAAUGGCAUGAUUUUAACUUUUUCCUAGAACUUAGAUGUUGUUCUUGAUGAAUUCAUUGAAUUUGAAAAUGAGUGAUUUCAAAGAUUUUUCUCCAAAUAAAAACUUCACUCUGGCUUA